AUAGGAUAGAUAGGUCAUAGGCAGAGCCGAAAGGGUAAAAACUAGAGCUAAACAAUCCUGAAGAAGAAGAAGAAGGUAUUCGCGGGCAUUUUCAUGAUCGCGACUCCGUCAUUCUUCUCUCCUAAUCGCAUGGCAAGAUCAUCGUCAUCGUCGUCUUCAUCGUCCUUCUGUCUCCCAUACUUCCUAUUCCUCUUUACGAUCACUUCUUUUUCUACUCCUAUAGCUUCGCCCGUGGGUUUCGGCGGAGUAUUAAGCGUCAAAUACAAAUUCUCCGGUACUGAUCGUUCCCUCAGUGCCCUAAAAGCCCACGAUGACCUCCGCAACAUCCGUAUGGCUUCCGGAGUCGAUAUUCCCUUGGGUGGCUCCGGCCGUCCAGAUGCCGUCGGACUUUACUAUGCCAAGGUUGGGAUUGGAACGCCUCCAAAAGAUUAUUAUGUACAAGUAGAUACUGGAAGUGAUAUAAUGUGGGUCAAUUGCAUUCUUUGCAAGGAAUGUCCUCAAACAGGCUACCAUGGUAUUCCACUUACCUUGUACGAUCUUAAGAAUUCUCUCACUGGGACAAAGGUUUUCUGUGAUUCUCAAUUUUGUAUUGAGAUCAAUGCUGGUCGAACACCUGACUGUGCGGCUAAUGUGACUUGUUUAUAUACUGAGGUUUAUGGAGAUGGAAGUUAUAGUCUUGGCUACUUUGUGAAAGAUCUUGUCCAAUAUGAUGGUGUAUCAGGAGAUCUGCAAACUAUGACAGCAAACCAAAGUUUUAUAUUUGGAUGUGGUGCGAGUCAAUCUGGCGAUCUAGAUUCGUCCGAACAUGCUCUUGAUGGAAUAGUAGGUUUUGGAAAAUCAAACUCAUCCUUUAUAUCCCAACUUGCUGCUUCUGGGACAGUGAAAAAGAUUUUCGCACAUUGUUUGGAUGGUGUGAAUGGUGGAGGUAUUUUUGCAAUUGGGCAUGUUGUGCAGCCAAAGGUCAACACGACUCGUUUAUUACCAAACAAGCCACAUUACAAUGUCAAUAUGACAGCAGUUCAAGUUGGGUCUGAAUUUCUUAAUCUGACAACAAAUGUAUCACAUGCUGGAGACUAUAAAGAGACAAUAAUUGACAGUGGUACAACUUUGGCUUACUUCCCAGACGCUAUAUACCAGGCAUUAGUGAAGAAGAUUCUCUGGCAGCUUGAUAUAAAGUUACAAACCCUUCAUGAGCAGUAUACAUGCUUUCAGCACCCUGGAAGCGUGGAUGAUGAUUUUCCUGCUGUCACCUUUCAUUUUGAAAAUUCAGUCCUCUUGAAAGUGUAUCCUCAUGAGUAUCUCUUCCUCUUUGAGGGGUUAUGGUGUCUUGGCUGGCAAAGCAAUGGUGUCCAACCCAGAGAUAAACAAGACAUCAUCCUUCUGGGAGACUUAGUGCUAUCAAAUAAACUAGUGUUGUAUGACUUGGAAAAGCACGUCAUUGGCUGGACAGAGUACAACUGUUCUUCAAGCAUUGAGAUAAUGGAUGAAGUGACUGGAUCAGUGCAUCUGGUAGGAGCCCACUCUCUGCCUUCUUCGGCUUGUGAUCUGACAAUCAUGUGGCUACUACUAGUGGCUGGAUUUGUAAACUUUGCUCUUGGUGAAAUGGUCUUGUGAAUGGAGAUCAUCAUUGAACCUGGUGAAUUGUCUUAUUAAUGAUGAAAUAUAAAAUAGUAAAAGCCUGCAAUUUGAAGCAGUUCUUCUGUUCUAAUGAGA
This is a messenger RNA of Impatiens glandulifera, 1713 nucleotides long. RefSeq names its product aspartic proteinase 36-like. Bases 94 to 1614 code for a protein of 506 amino acids. The record is from RefSeq and is a predicted model, not a curated record. Gene Ontology annotation, molecular function: aspartic-type endopeptidase activity. Gene Ontology annotation, biological process: proteolysis. The transcript is spliced from 10 exons. Lineage: Eukaryota; Viridiplantae; Streptophyta; Magnoliopsida; Ericales; Balsaminaceae.